This is a messenger RNA of Triplophysa dalaica, 2952 nucleotides long. Its product is annotated as interleukin-1 receptor accessory protein. Gene Ontology annotation, biological process: signal transduction. Gene Ontology annotation, molecular function: interleukin-1 receptor activity. The coding region runs from base 699 to 2522 and encodes 607 amino acids. The record is from RefSeq and is a predicted model, not a curated record. The transcript has 13 exons. NCBI's taxonomy places the organism in Eukaryota, Metazoa, Chordata, Actinopteri, Cypriniformes, Nemacheilidae.
ACGUUACGUUCAUUUAGGCUCAACUUCAUGCUUGCGCACUCUGGCUGUGUCCCAAAACACAGCGAGCUGCCCAAGUUACCUAGACGGCAUCACAGACGAGCGCAGCCUUUCUGAGACACAACCCGCAAUGUUCAUUCAUCUUUUCGAAAAGAUAUAUUUUUCUUCACAUAUGCUUACGUGUAUUUCCUCAUCGAUUUCCCGCUCUCGAUCAAUUGUUUUUUUCCUUAAUCGCGUGUAAUUCCUUUUAAAUCACUUAUUUCGUGAAGUGAGUUGAUUUUUGUAGUGAUUCGCGCUGAUGUUGAGAUUUAACGGGCAGUGGUUUACACCUGAGCGCGCGGUCAUGGGGCGCAGGUGAGAUGGAUGUGAAAUACGCGCUCGAGCGCGUCGCGCGGAUUGGAUGAGGGUCCAGCCGGUUUGCUUUAACGAUUUACGGUGACGCGCGGAGGGGCCCAUUAAAUCAUCUCCCGGUCCCCACUGACACGAGAGAGAGAGAGAGAGAGAGAGAGAGAGAGGGAGAGAGAGCUAGCGAUUAACGCCUGUCUAAACCGGACCUAAAAGAGAACCGAACCUGCGCCGGGAUUAUAUUAUUUGAUCAGAUCUGUGGCCCUCUGCGGCCCCUCUUCAGCUCGGUGUCUCUCUCUGGACCCCCAUAGAAUUCAUCACUCACUUAAAAUCCGAUUUAUAACCACCCAGGGACAAUGAUUCUUCUGGUCUUCACGUUUUUCUGUGUUUGCGUUUUAAGGAUGGGGGGCUUCUCCGUAUCUGCCACUCAGACGGCGCUGCAGUCAGACGUGCCGUGUUAUGACUGGGGUGUGUGGAGUGUCGGUUCGGUGCGUGUGUAUGACGGUGAGGUGGCGCCGCUUUACUGUCCUCUCUUCUCUCAUCCGACGCUCUACAGCUACAGUCAGACUCAGAACAGCAGUCUUUCUCUACUGUGGUACAGACACAAAAACACACACGAUCUGGAACAACCCAUCAACCUAAAGCUACGCACACUGCACAAAGACAGAGAAUACCUCUGGAUCCAACCGGCCACAGUGGAGGAUGCUGGACUGUACAUCUGUAUGCUACGGAACAUUUCGACGUGUGUGAAGAUCGGUGUGCAGCUGGAGGUCAUUCAGCGGGACGGAGACUGUGACAUCGGAGCUCGGCCUCAUUUAAACCUGUCUGUCCCAAUCCAGAGCGAUCGAACCCUCAGCUGUCCCGACCUGCACACGCUCACACUGCCAAACAGCACAUACUCUGUCACCUGGUACCACAUGUGCAGCGCUGUUGUGUUUUCAUCUCUAUCAUCACUUGAGGUGAAGGGAGAUGAUGUUGUAAUCCACCUGAUGAUGGAGGCUUUUGCGGGUCUCUACACGUGUGUGGUUUCAUAUCAGAUGAACGGACGCAAGCUCAAUUUCACACGCACAAUAAACAUCAAAGCUAUUGUUCCCAAUGUUGGUAGUAAAGUUCCUGUGAUUCUAAACCCUGCAAAAGAUCAGAUUUACUCUGUGACUGUGGGGAAAAGGGCGAAACUGUUCUGUCAGACGCAUCUCCCGUACCUGGAUCAAGACAAACCGGAAGUUUGGUGGACCAUUGAUGGGAAAACCGUGGAACAACUCGGCGACCCACGGUUCAGCUCACCUGAGGCCACGGUUGUAUCAGAAUAUCACGGGGAUGAAACCAAAGAGCGGCUCCUGUUCGUGGAUGAUUUCUCCUCUGAUGACCUGCUGAGGGAGUUGAGCUGCUCGGCUAGAAACAGUAAAGGGUUCAACAGCAGCAGAGCUGAACUCAAAUUAGAAGAGUAUGUGCCCACAAUCGAGUUAGGCUGUGGAUUGGGUGUGACUCUUGCUCUCAUGUUGAUGAUGUUUGUCAUCUAUCACGUGUUCUGGCUGGAGCUUCUGUUGGUCUAUCGCUCCUGGUUCGGCUCUGAUGAGAGAUACACAGACGACAAGCAGUACGACGUGUACAUCUCAUAUGCACGAAACAGCGAAGAAGAGGAGUUUGUGCUGUCGACACUGCGUCGGGUUCUAGAGACCGAGUUCGGUUACUCCGUGUGCGUUUUCGACAGAGACAGUCUCCCUGGAGGAACUAUAACAGACGAUACGCUGAGGUUUGUGGGUCUGAGUCGCAGGCUGGUGGUUGUUGUGAGUCCGUGCAGCGCAGUGCGCGGGACUCAGGCCCUGUUAGAGCUGCAGGCCGGUCUGACCAGCAUGAUUCAGGGCGGCAGUCUCAGGGUGGUUCUGAUCCAGUUCAAACCGGUCCGGAGGCAGAGCUGGGUAAAAGAGCUCCGUCGGGCCCGUCUGGCGCUGACGCUCAUACGGUGGAAGGGAGAGAAAUCGGCUCCCGUUUCCUCACGGUUCUGGAAAGAACUACAGCUGGAACUGCCUAUAAGACGACACACACAACACACAGCACUGACAAAGAACACAGACACACAACUCACAGACAAGAACUCAAACAUACCCAUCAUGCACACGGAAAACACAUAUACCGGAAAACAGAAACUGAAAGAUUCUUGCUCUUCAUGUGCUGUGUAGUACACAAUUGCCUUCAUAAAGGAACAUUAUUUAAUACGCAGUUUUUUUAUUUAUAUGUACAUAAAAGGUUUAAAGGCUUAUUCUACCGUAUGUUGCUAUGCAACAAAAAUAUCCAUCAGCUAUUAGUGCUGUGCAGAGAUGCAAUUGUAGUUCGGUGAGGUUAUAUUUAUCAUAAACUACAACUAUCAUCCAAUCAGCAUCCAGCGCUAUCCGUUUAAAAAACAGUAUUGUGGAAUGGUGCUUUCAAAUGUCAUGUUGUAUUUUAUAUAUUUUGGGACAGAUCGUCGUGUCAUUCAUUCAUGUUUCAUCUUCAUAUUUUAUCUUUGCAUGUUUGUUUUGAAUUUAUGUUGUUGUUUUGAAUGAUCAUGUCAUGUCCAGUAUGCUCUGUGAACAUAUUUACAUGAUAAAUAAAUGUUUUAAUUUUGUACAA